This is a messenger RNA of Phacochoerus africanus (Common warthog), 2266 nucleotides long. It is a transcript of the gene NAAA, whose product is annotated as N-acylethanolamine acid amidase. Gene Ontology annotation, molecular function: fatty acid amide hydrolase activity. NCBI's taxonomy places the organism in Eukaryota, Metazoa, Chordata, Mammalia, Artiodactyla, Suidae. Bases 128 to 1345 code for a protein of 405 amino acids. Gene Ontology annotation, biological process: fatty acid metabolic process. The record is from RefSeq and is a predicted model, not a curated record. The transcript has 11 exons. Gene Ontology annotation, cellular component: lysosome.
GCUGUACUUAUUUCGCAGCGCCCAGGGAUCCCGGGCGGGUUAGGACUCGUGGCUGCGGUGGGGGUGCGGUGGAUGAAGGCCCUGGGGCGGGAAGCGCGGAUGCCUGGAGCGGGAGGCGGCUCUUCUCAUGAUUCCAGAUCGGGGGCGACUUAGCCCGUCGAGCCGCUCGCGGACUCCGCCUCCAGCACCGCCACCCUCGGCUCCGCCCCCUCCUCGAGCGCUUAUUCCAGGCACUGGCAGGGGCCACAAGGGUCCAGUUGUGGCUGCUCGAGCUAUGAGGGCUGAGGCCCCUGGUGCGCGCCCGGCCCUGGCACUGCUGCUGCUGUUGGCCGGGGCCAAGGUAUCGGCCGCCGACUCGCCCACCGCCCCGCCGCUCUUCAACGUGAGUCUGGACGCGGCCCCGGAGCUGCGCUGGCUCCCGGUGCUGCGGCACUUUGAUAAGGAUUUGCUGCGUGCCGCGCUGGCCCAGAUUGUCUGGGAUAAUGUCCCCGAGUGGGUCCUCACACUGAUCCGAAAGGCGGUCUGGGAGCUGGAGUUCUUCCUGCCCCAGCCCUUCAUCGACGAGAUCCGCGGGAUGUGCGACGCCCUGGACUUCAGCCUGGGCGACUGCAUCCUCCUCAACCUGGCCUACGAGUCCACCGCAUUCUGCACGAGUAUUGUGGCUCAGGACUCCAGAGGCCACAUUUACCACGGCCGGAAUCUGGAUUAUGUUUUUGGAAGAAUCUUACGCAAUUUGACUGUGGAUGUGCAGUUCUUAAAGAACGGGAAGAUUGCAUAUACAGGAACCACUUUCGUUGGCUAUGUAGGCUUAUGGACUGGUCAGAGUCCACACAAGUUCACGGUUUCCGGCGAUGAACGAGAUAAAGGCUGGUGGUGGGAGAACGUCAUUGCUGCCCUUUUUCAGAGACACUCACCAAUCAGCUGGCUUAUCCGCACCACCCUGAGUGAAUCAGAAAGCUUCGAAGCUGCUGUUUACAAAUUGGCCAAGACGCCCCUUAUCGCUGAUGUUUAUUACAUCGUUGGUGGCACGACCCCCCGGGAGGGAGUGGUCAUCACAAGGAACAGACGUGGCCCAGCGGACAUUUGGCCUCUAGAUCCUUUAAACGGAGCGUGGUUCCGAGUUGAGACAAAUUAUGAUCACUGGAAGCCAGCGCCUAAGAAAGAUGACCGCAGAACACCUGCCAUCAAAGCCCUUAAUGCCACAGGCCAAGCCAACCUCACCCUGGAGGCGCUCUUCCAGGUUUUAUCAGUGUUUCCAGUUUAUAACAACUACACAAUUUAUACUACGGUCAUGAGUGCUGCCAGCCCAGACAAGUAUAUGACUAGGAUCAGAAACCUGGGUUAAAAGCAGAAGAGUGACUUCACCUAUGCUGUGAAAGAUGAUUUUUUAAUGGAAUUUUUGAAGAGCUGCACUUUAAAAAAUAAAGUGCAAAGGUUGUAUUUUAGGCUCCUUCCUCAUUAAACUUUCCAACUUCUGAGAGUGGGGCAGGAGGAUGACUUUGGAGCUUGUUUUGGAAAAGUGGGUAACAGGCUCUUGGAUUCACAUUCUUCCCUCAAGGUUUGCCUUGACCUUCUCUUAGCUUCUGCAUCCUGGCUUGAAAAACUCAGAGAUAAUUGGUCUCGGAGGACAAGCCGUACCCUCUGGCUCUAUUCAACACUUUUCACCCUCAACUAUAGCAACAUACGUUGUCAUAAAACUUCAGCUUAUAAACAAAUGAGCAGGCAACGACACCUCAGCUGGAGUCCUUCCUGCUCACCUGGUUUCAUCUUGGUUUGUGGAGGAUGAUGUCAUCCCUUAUAUCUUGUCGUCUGAGAUCACCUUAGCUAAGGAAUUGUGGAAUUAAUUGAAGAAACCUCAGUUAAAAUUGCAGCGGAGACAGGCCUAGAGGGGAGCUCUCCCCCAACCCCUGAUUCCUCCCCAAGCAUCAUCAGUUACUCAAACCGGAAGAGCACAUGCACACAUCUCAGCCAGCACGGCACAGUGAGUGCUGCCGUCCAACCGGAAGGAGAAAACGCCCGGUCUGACAACAGCCCAGCCAGUCAGACUGUGGCUGUCCAACCAAUGAAAAGCCUCCAUACUUCGGACUCCCAGCUUCUUCCAAUGAACUGUUUGUUUUUAUAAUCCCUCUCAAUUCCUCACUUUUCCCUGUAAAAGCAAGGCCUUCUGCCUUGUUUUCUGGAUUUGCCUGUGGUCCGCAGUAAUUCACCGACCCUGAAUUGUAAUUUCUGUGGCUAGUCCUAAAUAAACUUGUUUUUGCUGGCAAAA